AUGCUGCAGGAUAAGGGCCUGUCGGAGAGCGAGGAGGCCUUUCGGGCUCCGGGCUCGGCGCUCGGCGAGGCCAGCGCUUCCAACGCCGCCAACGCUCCCGAGCCCGCGCUGGCUGCUCCGGGCCUCAGCGGAGCCGCGCUCGGCAGCCCGCCGGGCCCCGGCGCCGAAGCCGCAGCUGCUGCCGCCGCCGCGGCAGAGCAGACCAUCGAGAACAUCAAGGUUGGCCUGCAUGAGAAGGAGCUCUGGAAGAAAUUCCACGAGGCGGGCACCGAGAUGAUCAUCACCAAGGCGGGCAGGAGGAUGUUCCCCAGCUACAAGGUCAAAGUCACAGGCAUGAACCCCAAGACCAAGUACAUCCUGCUGAUUGAUAUCGUCCCUGCGGAUGACCACCGCUACAAGUUCUGUGACAACAAAUGGAUGGUGGCAGGGAAGGCUGAGCCCGCCAUGCCAGGAAGGCUCUAUGUCCACCCUGAUUCUCCUGCCACUGGGGCCCACUGGAUGCGGCAGCUCGUCUCCUUCCAGAAGCUGAAGCUCACAAACAACCACCUGGACCCCUUCGGCCAUAUCAUCCUCAACUCCAUGCACAAGUACCAGCCAAGGCUACACAUCGUGAAGGCUGAUGAGAACAAUGCUUUCGGCUCCAAAAACACAGCCUUCUGCACGCAUGUGUUCCCAGAGACUUCCUUCAUCUCUGUGACCUCCUACCAGAAUCACAAGAUCACACAGCUGAAAAUUGAGAACAACCCUUUUGCCAAGGGAUUCCGGGGCAGUGACGACAGUGACCUGCGUGUGGCCCGGCUGCAGAGCAAAGAAUAUCCUGUGAUCUCCAAAAGCAUCAUGAGGCAGAGGCUCAUCUCCACCCAGCUCUCAGCCAAGCCUGACGUCAGUCCCCUGCACGGUGCCCAUCAGGCGCUCCAGCACUACCAGUACGAGAACGGGGCUCACAUGCAGUUCGCCACUGCUGAGCCACAGGACCUUCCCCUCAACACCUUCCCAGCCCAGAGGGACUCCAGCCUCUUCUACCACUGCCUGAAAAGACGAGACAGUGCCCGUCAUCUGGACUUACCCUGCAAGCGAUCCUAUCUGGAAGCUCCCCCGGCAGUGGGAGAGGAUCAUUAUUUCCGUUCUCCCCCUCCCUACGACCAGCAGAUGCUGAGCCCCUCCUACUGCAGUGAGGUGACCCCAAGAGAAGCCUGUAUGUACUCAGGUUCGGGGCCGGAGAUUGCUGGGGUGUCUGGGGUGGACGACUUGCCCCCACCCCCCCUGAGCUGUAACAUGUGGACGUCAGUCUCCCCGUACACAAGCUACAGUGUUCAGACAAUGGAGACUGUGCCUUACCAGUCCUUCCCCACCCACUUCACCGCCACCACUAUGAUGCCUCGGCUGCCCACUCUCUCGGCUCAGAGCUCCCAGCCGCCAGGAAACACCCACUUCAGCGUCUACAAUCAGCUCUCACAGUCUCAGGUCCGGGAGCGGGGCCCCGCUGCCUCCUUCCCCAGGGAGCGCGGCCUCCACGCCGUGUGCGAGAGGAAGCCGCCCUCUCCACACCUGAAUACUGCCAGUGAGUUUCUCUACUCUCAGAGCUUCUCCCUGUCCCGGGAAGCUUCCUUACAGUAUCAUUCAGGAAUGGGAACGGUAGAGAACUGGACUGACGGAUGACUCCCAUGUCUAUCGAUAGCCCCAGGACCACGGUAAUCCGGUGUUAACCUCUGUGGGUGGCCUGCGCUACCAAGAAACACGGGAAGGUAUUUCAAAGGGUAGGGUGUCUGCGUGUGUGUCUGCAUGUAUGUGUGCCUGUGUACGUGCCUACGUUUGGAGAAUAUCCGCCUUCUGACAUACAGCUGAGGCCACGACAAGGAAGAAAACCACAAUUAUCUAAGAAGUGAUUUUGGCUCUGGUACCUGGGUCCACUGUUAUCUUACAUCUCCUGACAGGUGCAUGGGUAGGACGGGGGUGGAGAGUUCAUGUGAGUUACUUAGAGGUUUUGAUAAUAUAAUCUUUGAUUCACUCAGGGGCCAGGUGAUGAGGUCUCUCUCGUAGGGAAGGUUGGAGAAGACUCUCAUUGCUGGGGUGGGAGGUCUCUGUGCACAUCUUUGAGUUCCUGGCCUUCUGUUAGCAAGAGAAGCUGGAAAUCUUGUCUGGGGAGUAGGGGGCCCCCUUUUGGCCUCUGGAGAGUCUGUGAGAUGACCUGAGACGUGCGCUCAGCUAAGCCACAAAGCGCUCUCUGAGAGUAGAGCUCAUGGCUCAGUCAGUGGCCUGGAGAUUGAUCCCUGGAGUCCUGAGGUCUGAGGGAUGACUUUCAGAGAAGGUCAUGUGCUAAGUGCCACCUGAUGGGUAUUAAAACAUUUUAUUUUUUUCCUUCAAGAGGAGGGAAAAUGCAACCAAUAGCAUCUCUGUCAUCAUUCAGGUUUUUUACUAUGGUACAAAGUCCUUCCCCUCAGCCCCCGACAUGCAGUUUCCCACUCUCUCUGGUGUACAAGACUCGGCCUUUCAGGCACCACCUGCACCCGAUGACUGGCCAUCAUGAAACACACUUCACCUGGCAACGUCCCCAGGAGACCGCAUUGGAGCUGCUGCCAGGCAGAGCCUGUUCAGCUCCCAGAAAACCCUCGCCUUUGGAGCAAGAAAGCCCGACAGAAAUAAAAACAAGAAUCGAGAAAACAUUCAUUUCUUCCAGUACAUUCAGCCCGUGAGCUCAGAGAAGCAAGGAUAAUUCUCCCGUGAGGUGGAUCGUGUGGUCCCCAGCCCAGCUCUUCAGCGCGGAACGUCACCAGACCAUCCAUGUGGCUGGUGUGAACUCUGUAAUCUAACUUGGGAAAUCACUAAACUCUUUGCAUGCUGAAUAGCUAUUUAUAUAUUAUAUAAAUAAA
Messenger RNA from Enhydra lutris kenyoni (northern sea otter), 2870 nucleotides. RefSeq names its product T-box 4 (gene TBX4). Gene Ontology annotation, molecular function: DNA-binding transcription factor activity, RNA polymerase II-specific; RNA polymerase II cis-regulatory region sequence-specific DNA binding. NCBI's taxonomy places the organism in Eukaryota, Metazoa, Chordata, Mammalia, Carnivora, Mustelidae. The record is from RefSeq and is a predicted model, not a curated record. Gene Ontology annotation, biological process: angiogenesis; cell fate specification; regulation of transcription by RNA polymerase II. The transcript is spliced from 8 exons. Gene Ontology annotation, cellular component: nucleus. Bases 1 to 1659 code for a protein of 552 amino acids.